GGCAAGUGUUUCCAGACUCUAGAGAGGACGUGACGUCACAGCUCCUAAUCCCUUACUGCGACUUGAAGGAGGCGGGAAGGUGAUCUUUGCCCCCACUUGCUUCUUUCCUGACCGCUGCAACGUGCUUGUCCUCUUCCGCCCGACGUCUGCACACGACACGCCACGGAAGUACGACGAGGAAAGACAAAAAGAAAGAAGGUGACGUCCUUUCACCUAACCAGCAAAAGGUCACCCGACUGGAGCGCCGCCACUUUGACCUUUUCACACCUGGCACUUGCUGUUGACGUCCUCCAAGGCGAUGAACGCUGACGCACCGAUCCACGACGACGAAGGCGCCGCUAAAAAGAUGGCGGGUGUGUUUGGGAUGUUCCGUAAGAGCAUCCGUCAGGCAACGGAGAAGAGCCCGCGCCUGCCUGGACAGAGAGGGUCAAAGGUCAGCGAGUCGGGGUCUGAGCACUCCAAAGCUCCGCCCUCUCCCAGUGUCACAUCUCCUCUGAGGAGCGUGGCGGCGCUCUUCCAGGGGAAAGACGAGGACGGCGAGAAAGGAGGAGCCAUGAUGCGUUCAAAGACAGAUCCCAACAUGGCCACUCUCUUCAAGAAGGGGGCGUCCAUCCGCCGCAGCCUGAGGUUUGUCUCCAGGAAGGACAAGAAGCAGGAGGCCUCCCUCGCCGUCCAGGAGGGGUCGUCCGAGGAGGAAGAGGCGGAGGAGGUGGAGGAGACUUACACGCUGCCCGAGUUACCUCACACACCUCUGUCAGUGAUGCAGAUCAACAAGCUGAUCGAGAUGGAGGUCUUGGAGGAGGCCCACCUCAACCUGCUGGCCCUGCGCCUGGAGUUCCAGCAGGAAUGGCAGCGCAGCGGCCAGGACUCGCCCAUGGAGCUGGCCAAGAAGGAGAAGGACCUGAGCAUCCUCUACUCGGACCUGCGCCGCAAGAUCGCCUCCAUCGUGCGUACCUCCGUCUCCCUGCCCUCCAGGAACAAGGGCCUCCUGGUCCACGUGGCCCGCAUUGUCCAGGAGGAGGACAAGCGGGCUCAGGAGCCUGGGGGUCUCCAAGGGAGCUGGAUGGAGGCCUGGAGGGAGGCGGUGGGGGAGGGUGUUAGGGACAAAGUGGAGAGCGUGCACCUGGAGCAGAGUCACUUGAACGCCUCGUGGCUGGCCGUGCACCUGGGGCUGCUGGGCAAGGCCGUGGUGGAGGACCUGGAGACCGUGAAGAGGGACAUCCGCUGGUCCUACCCCCGCAGCUUCAAGGUCUUCAGCACCUACGUGGAGCGCUACCACGCCGCCAUCAAGCAGCACCUCAACAAGCUGCUGCAGCAGUCCACGCACCUCAAGGACCUCUACGCUCUGCUGGACUGGAUCGUCCACCGCUACCACAGCGAGAGGAUCAUGGGAAGUCCCGCCCUCCAGCCUGACAUGUCAGAGGAAAAGGAAAAUCUGCAACUGGAUGAGGACUUCCUGCUGCAGCUGAGAGAGAAGUUCUGCAUCACAGUGAAGGAGGACAUGAGAGCUUUUAUGAUUCGCCUCAUUGAGCUCGAAAACGAGGAAAUGUGGACGGUCAGGAAGCGCCCCGACAGAGAGGAGGACUUCCUCAACUCGCACUUCCACAUGGACAUCUGGACGAAAGUGAAAGGGAACGUCGUUAACGCCCAACGCAUCGACGCUCAACUGGAACGCAAAGUAAUCACCUCCUGUCUGCAAGAGUUACGCGAUUUCCCAAAGAGGUUUAAUGCUGCCUUCCAACUUCACUGCUCGCCCCUGCGUCCUCAGUCGCUGUGGAGCGAGUACAACAUCACUUACAUCAACGGCUUCACCGCCUUACUGCAGCACAUGGAGGACUACCAGCAUCAGUGUGCCGAUCUUGUGGAGGCCAUGAAGGAGGAGGUGCGGUGUCUCCACUCCAAGCUCCUGCAAGGCCUGGCGGAGCAGUUUAAGGUGGAGAUCAAGCCUUAUUUAGGGAGGAUGAUGACCAGGAAGUGGCUCACUAACGACGAGGACUUUAAUCAACUUUACGACCGCAUCGAGCUGCUGUCUCAGCAAUGCGACGCCAUGAUGCCGCCGCAUAGCCAGGAUCUUGCUAGCGAGCUGCACCACUACGUGAUGAAGGAGUACGUGGGCCAGCUGAUGAAGAACAAGUACUCGUGCAAGAACCGCAAACACGAGAAGGCGGCCGGCAAGAUGAGAGCGCAGUGCUCCAAGCUCAGAGAGCUCUUCCAAGACAUGAGGUCGUCAAAGGACUGGCUCUACCCUGUGGGAGACCAUCUGAGUGACAUCAUCGGUGAGAAGAACAAGGCGAACAUCAAGAACCGCCUGCAGCCUCUGCUGGAACAAUACCCUGACUUCAGUUCCAGACACCUGACGGCAGUCCUGGCCUUCCGAGGCCUGCCGAGAGCUCGCGAGCAUCAGCGGAUCCUGCUGAGUCUGGGCCGGCUGAGGAAGACCAGGACCUUCAAAGACUCUGACCAAAGUCGCGUGGAUUUCUUCGGCGGCAUGGAGGUCACGGUCCGCACAGACUGCCUGUCCCGCCUGUCCUUCUUCUGCUUCACCGCCGUGUUCCCCGGCAACUAGCCACGCCCCCUGGCUCUUCCAGCAUGAAACCGGUUGCUCGACCGAGAACUGGGUCAACGUCUGCUUUGUGUCGGAAACAAAGUGCUUGGGAUUCUUUGGCCAGGAGCGUGAUGAUGGUUUACACCAGGGGUGUAGUUGAGGGCCACUUCCCAGUUAUGGCUGUCCUCACAGGGCCAUUUUAAUUGAUGUGGCGCACGACAUUUAAUGAUGUGGUGGUCAUCAUUAAAUGACAUGGCGGACUACAUAAAAUGUGGUGACAGGCCACAUUAAAUGAUAUGGCAGACUACAUGAAAUAAUGUGAUGGUCCGUAUUAAAUGACAUGGCGGACUACAUCAAAUGAUGUGACAGACUACAUAAAAUGAUGUGAAGGGCCACGAUAAAUGAAUGGCGGACUACAUAAAGUGAUGUGACGGGCCACUUUAAAUGAGAUGGUGGACUACAUAAAAUUAUGUGACAGGCCACAUUAAAUGUCAUAGUGGACUACAUAAAAUUAUGUGAAGGGCCGCAUAAAUGAUAUGGCGGGCCACAUAAAAUUAUGUGAAGGGCCACGAUAAAUGACAUGGCGGACUACAUAAAAUGAUGUGACGGGCCGCCACAUUAAAUGACAUGGCGGACUACAUAAAAUUAUAUGACGGGCCACUUUAAAUGUCAUCGUGGACUACAUGAAAUGAUGUGACGGGCCACUUUAAAUGACAUGGUGGACUACAUAAAAUUAUAUGACGGGCCACGUUAAAUGUCAUAGUGGACUACAUGAAAUGAUGUGACGGGCCACUUUAAAUGACAUGGUGGACUACAUAAAAUUAUGUGACAGGCGACAUUAAAUGUCAUAGUGGACUACAUAAACUUAUGUGACGGGCCACUAUAAAUGAUAUGGCGGGCCCCAUAAAAUUAUGUGAAGGGCCACUUAAAUGAGAUGGCGGACUACAUAAAAUUAUGUGACGGGCCACUUUAAAUGACAUGGCGGACUACAUAAAAUUAUGUGACGGGCCAAUUUAAAUGUCAUAGUGGACUACAUAAAAUGAUGUGACGGGUCACUAUAAAUGAUAUGGCGGGCCACAUAAAAUUAUGUGAAGGGCCACGAUAAAUGACAUGGCGGACUACAUAAAAUGAUGUGAUGGGCCACAAUAAAUGAUAUGGCCGACUACAUAAAGUGAUGUGACGGGCCACUUUAAAUGAGAUGGCGGACUAAAUGAAAUUAUGUGACGGGCCGUCACAUUAAAUGACAUCGCAGACUACAUAAAAUGAUGUGACGGGCCACAUUAAUGAUAUGGCGGACUACAUAAAAUGAUGUGGCGGGCCACAUUAAAUGAUAUGUGUACUACAUAAAAUGAUGUGACGGGCCACAUUAAAUGAUAUGGUGUACUACAUAAAAUGAUGUGGCGGGCAUCAUUGAAUUAUAUGGCAGGUUACAUUGAAUGAUGUAACGAACCACACCGAAUGAUAUGGCAGACUACAUAAAAAAAUGUGGCAUGCCACCUAAACGACUUGGACUACAUAAAAAAAACGUGGCAGGCCACCUUAAACGACUUGGCAGACUACAUAAAAUGAGGUGGCGGCAUCAAUAAAUGAUAUGGCGGACCACUAUCACACUUUCAUUGCUUCCUUUGGACUCGUAUUGAGCAAUCAAAAACUAGAGAACUGCUACAAAAAGAUAAUAAAACCCUUUAAAAGACCACCAAGUAGCAACAGUAGCUAUUAGGGGCGUCAAAAAAAAUCGAUCUUCGAAUGAUUCCUAUUAACAAUUAUUAAUCGAUUUAAAAAAAUCUAUUUUACAUUUUGUAUUUAUUUUUUUAUUUUUUUUAAUCUGUCCACUCAGACAAAUCAUCAUGUUGAUGUAGAUGAUCUAUAUCUGCUGUACACAUUGACUUUAGAAAAGAGAAGUGUUGGAUACUUCUCCUGUUGCCUUAUUUGUAUUGACUUUAUUCAAUGUUUGGGUAGAAUUUUAUUAAAACUAGAGAUGUCGAUAAAUGCUUUAAAAUGUAAUAUCGGAAAUUAUCGGUAUCGUUUUUUUUUGGUGUUUUUUUUAAUUAUUAAAUCAACAUAAAAAACACAAGAUACACUUAUAAUUAGUGCACCAACCCAAAAAAAAAAAAAAACUCCCUCCCCCAUUUACUCAUUCACACAAAAGGGUUGUUUCUUUCUGUUAUUAAUAUUGUGGUUCCUACAUUAUAUAUCAAUAUAUAUCAAUACAGUCUGCAAGGGAUACAGUCCGUAAGCACACAUGAUUGUGCGUGCUGCUGGUCCACUAAUAGUACUAACCUUUAACAGUUAAUUUUACUCAUUUUCAUUAAUUACUAGUUUCUAUGUAACUGUUUUUAUAUUGUUUUACUUUCUUUUUUAUUCAAGAAAAUGUUUUGAAUUUAUUUAUCUUAUUUUUUUUAUUUUUUUUAAGGACCUUAUCUACACCAUACCUGGUUGUCCAAAUUAGGCAUAAUAAUGUGUUAAUUCCACGACUGUAUAUAUCUGUAUCGGUUGACAUCGGUAUCGGUUGAUAUCGGUAUCGGUAAUUAAGAGUUGGACAAUAUCGGAUAUCGGCAUAAAGCCAUUAUCGGACAUCCCUAAUUAAAACCAAUUUUAUUUUGAGUAAAUGUAUCAGAGUUGUUAUCUAUUUUAUGGAGGAAUGUAGUUAAUGGCAUUUAAUGUUAUUAAAAAGUAUUUAUUUUGAAUUGAGAAAUGUGAAUCGAAUCAUUACCCCCAAGAAUCGAAUUGACUCGUGUGGUCCUGUUGUCGCUAAUUAAAAAAGUGUAAGUGGAAAUUUCCUCUCUACUUUAAGUUUGACCGCCAUCAAGUUACCGACAUGUGACGUGCUUUGGUGCUUCUGUGGUUAUCAUCACACUUGCCGGCUCAAAUUCCCACCGAGCUGCGGCGUGUAGGACAAUGAUGCUGUUGCCAUGGUGACGGACC
Nerophis lumbriciformis (worm pipefish) is the source of this 5470-nucleotide messenger RNA. RefSeq names its product exocyst complex component 3-like 4 (gene exoc3l4). Gene Ontology annotation, cellular component: exocyst. The record is from RefSeq and is a predicted model, not a curated record. NCBI's taxonomy places the organism in Eukaryota, Metazoa, Chordata, Actinopteri, Syngnathiformes, Syngnathidae. Gene Ontology annotation, biological process: exocyst localization; base-excision repair; exocytosis. Gene Ontology annotation, molecular function: DNA-(apurinic or apyrimidinic site) endonuclease activity; SNARE binding; DNA N-glycosylase activity.